Molecule: messenger RNA, 5097 nt
Organism: Bufo gargarizans (Asiatic toad)
Lineage: Eukaryota; Metazoa; Chordata; Amphibia; Anura; Bufonidae
Gene: EHBP1
Product: EH domain binding protein 1
Exons: 25
Coding region: 523-4107 (1194 amino acids)
Molecular function (GO): protein binding
Source: RefSeq, a predicted model, not a curated record
UGCUGCGUGCCCAAUGUGGAAAGCGGCAGCAGUGGCGGCGGUGGAGCGGGCUCUGGCUUGCAGGGAGGGUUUUCGCACGGAGGCUUGUGCUGGAGUCCAGGGCCGGGGGGAGGUUGCAUCUUUCUGUCUGCAUACCAAUUAUUCCUGGCCUGGAGAACAAGGGGUUUGAUGGUGGGCAUCUUGGCAUGGGUGAUCCGCGCUAACGAUCAGGGCUGAGAGAUUAAAUGCCCUAGUGGGCAGGAGGAGCAGUCUAGCUCUGCACAGUCCACGUCAUUUCGCCUGGGAGGAGGGCUGACUUUUCCAUGCAUCGGGGACUUCCUUUCCCUCAGCCAUGCAGGAGUCUCCUGAGCUGGCUGGCUGCCUUGUAAAGUGGGAUCUGCUGCCGCCGUCUCUGCCCAGCGCCUCCGGACCACAGCCUGUCUCUGGCCGCCUCUGUGCCCCCAUGCAGACCACCUUAUAAGGAUUAAAGAGAGAGAACGAGAAGACGUCUUUUUUUCCCCUCUGCCCGGCUGUUCCUGGAUCAUGGCUUCGGUGUGGAAGCGGUUGCAGCGCGUGGGAAAACAUGCCUCCAAGUUUCAGUUUGUGGCAUCGUAUCAGGAGCUGAUGGUGGAAUGCACGAAGAAAUGGCAACCAGACAAAUUAGUUGUGGUGUGGACCAGAAGGAGUCGAAGGAAAUCGUCUAAGGCACAUAGCUGGCAGCCUGGUAUAAAGAACCCUUACCGUGGGGUCGUGGUGUGGCCUGUCCCUGAAAAUGUAGAAAUCACUGUGACUCUCUUUAAGGACCCUCAUGCUGAAGAGUUUGAAGACAAAGAAUGGACAUUCGUGAUUGAAAAUGAAUCUCCUUCUGGUCGUCGGAAAGCUCUUGCAACCAGCAACAUCAACAUGAAGCAAUACGCGAGCCCGAUGCCUACCCAAACCGAUGUCAAGCUGAAAUUCAAACCCCUAUCCAAGAAGGUUGUAUCCGCCACUCUGCAGUUCUCCUUAUCUUGCAUUUUCCUCCGAGAGGGCAAAGCUACUGAUGAAGACAUGCAAAGUCUUGCCAGUCUGAUGAGCAUGAAACAAGCGGACAUAGGAAACCUGGAUGAUUUUGAGGAAGACAACGAGGAUGACGAGGAGAAUAGAGUUAACCAGGAAGAAAAGACUGCUAAAAUAACAGAACUAAUUAACAAGUUGAAUUUCCUGGAUGAAGAGGAGCAGGAUUUGGUGAACUCCGGCUCAACCCCCUUCGAAAGUUCUGACACAACCGAUCUCAAUCCAUUUGGAGACCCAGAUGCUGAAGAAACAACUGUCGACAAAUCCCCCUUAAAGGUGGAGGAGCCAUUCGAUGAUGAUAACCCAUUUAAAGACCCCGAGCUCACAACCUACCGAAACCCAUUUGAUGAGCCAGACGCGGGGCCUGACCUGGCUAUCGAACUUCAUAAAGAAUCUUCUCCACAGCCAGCAAAGAGGAAGAACGCCAGACCUGUGGAUAUGACCAAAUACCUCUACGCUAACAAAGCCAGACAGGAAGAGGAUGAGCUCGAUGAGUCAAACCCAUUCUAUGAACCAAAAGAGAGUGCGGAUAUAGUCCGGAGCUGGCCUAUUAAAGAGUCUGAUCAGGAGAAAAAGAUGAAGAGGAAGGCCCCAUCUCCUCCAGCACCCACACCAAAGAAAGAUGAAACUCCACGCACUCCCGUGUCUGUCCCUUCCACCAAGGAGCUCUCCUCUUCUCCUAAGCCAAGUCCGUUACCAAGUCCAAUCUUAGGUCGACAACCCAAUGCUAGCCAGUCACUGCUCGCUUGGUGCAAAGAAGUAACGAAGUCCUAUAGAGGAGUAAAGAUAACCAACUUCACCACCUCAUGGAGGAACGGGUUGGCGUUUUGUGCAAUAUUAAACUACUUUAGACCGGACUUGAUUGACUACAAGUCCCUCAAUCCCCAAGAUAUUAAAGAAAACAACAAAAAGGCGUAUGAUGGAUUUGCCAGUAUAGGAAUUUCUCGACUUCUGGAGCCAUCUGACAUGGUUUUAUUAGCAAUCCCAGACAAGCUGACUGUCAUGACCUAUCUGUAUCAAAUCCGGGCACAUUUUUGUGGGCAAGAAUUAAAUGUGGUUCAGAUUGAAGAGAACAGUAGUAAAAGCACAUACAAAGUUGGCAAUUAUGAAACGGACACAAAUAGCUCCAUUGACCAGGAGAAGUUUUAUGCUGAACUUAGUGAUUUGAAUAGUGAACCCGUAUCAGAUAGGCAAGAAGCAGCGGUCCCCAUGCCGGAUGUUGUGUCUGGGAGUGACUCUUCCAUAGCUAGUGCCAGCGUGAUCAGGAACCAUGAUUGCAAAUCCCAAGAUGUAAGUAAACAAGCAAACAAUGAAAGUGACUUUCCUACACCUAGGACUAGAAGCCACCUAGAAAUCCAGGGCUCCAGUAGAACGUUUGAACCUGAGGAACCAAGGUUUGAUGGCACAUACACAAGUCCCUCCCAAACACAGCCAACUGCUGCUAAAAGGAAGUUGCUGAAACCAGAUGUUGCAGAUCUUAGUGAUUUGUCUUUUAUCCCAGAUACUAGUAAAGAAGUCUCUUCUUCUGCCACGGUUUCUGGAGAAACUCAUGGACAUGGUUUACCGGAGCAAGUAAAGCAUAGCCCACCAUCCACACUAGAAUGUAAGAAGCUGGAAAGCAGCACUCAAGUAAAAGAUAUGAAUGUUUCAUCUACUGGCUUACUUGGAGACUCCUAUGAAAAAGUUGUUGAUACUUCCCUUAAGGUCCCAUCUAUUCCACAGACUGGGAUCAGCGCCCUUCUGGACGCUGCAAAAAUGGCAUCGAACUAUUCUGAUCAAACUGGAAAAACUCCUGAGCAACGAAUGCUUUCCCGUCAAGAGGAACUAAAAGAGCGGGCCCGGCUAUUGCUGGAGCAGGCCAGAAGGGACGCGGCGCUGAAAGCGGGAAACAAGCAGCGACAGAACACUGCGGCCACGACACGAGCCAAGCAGCUAAGUGAUCAGCAAGAUGAAGAGAGACGCCGGCAGCUGAGAGAGCGAGCACGUCAGCUCAUAGCAGAAGCUCGAUCUGGAGUGAAGAUGUCAGAACUUCCCAGUUACAAUGAGGCAUCUGCAGAAAAGUUGAAAGAAAGAGCAAAGACAUCUGGAGAUGAGGAUGAUUUUAACAAAGCACUUACUAAUGAGGACAGUACUGAGUGCACUCUUGUGUGUGGUGGAGGUGGUGAUGAAUCCACUAACCUAGACCCAGAUCUUGACCGGCCUGGACAAAACGCUAACUCUGUGGACGUCAAGUUGAAGAGACUUCUGGAGUCUCAGCCACAGGUGGCAAACUCCCUGUCAAAUGCUGCUCAGAAAACAUCACCCGAAGCCUCCGACAGAGACUUCAAGAAUGGUACCGAAGAAUCUGGUGCGGACAGACAGCACAAAUCUUCAGAUCGUUUCAAGAAUCCCGUCAUGAUCAACAAAGAUUUAACAGUCAGGAAAAUAGAACUAGAGUCCUACAGUCAAUGGGUGGAGAUCUGUCCAGAGAUGAAAAGGCAGAGAUCAAUGCAGGAGGACACAAGACGCGGGCAUGAAGGAGCCGUGAUAACCGAGACCCAGAAGAAGCCCUCAGAAGAUGAAGUGCUAAAUAAAGGGUUCAAAGACACCAGUCAGUAUGUAGUAGGAGAAUUGGCAGCCCUAGAGAACGAGCAGAAUCAAAUUGACACCCGUGCCGCGCUGGUGGAGAACCGCCUCCGCUAUCUCAUGGACACAGGAAUGUAUACAGAGGAAGAGGAGACAUUGAUGCAGGAAUGGUUCAUGCUUGUGAACAAGAAAAACGCCCUGAUCAGGAGAAUGAACCAGCUUUCACUUCUGGAAAAAGAACAUGACCUAGAGAGACGGUUUGAGCUACUGAACAGAGAGUUACGAGCCAUGCUCGCUAUAGAAGACUGGCAAAAAACCGAAGCCCAGAAGAGACGGGAACAACUUUUACUCGAUGAACUGGUUAUCCUGGUUAAUAAGCGCGAUGCCUUGGUUAGAGACUUGGAUGCCCAGGAGAAGGAGGCUGAGGAAGAGGAGGAACACUUAGAAAGGACUCUAGAGCAAAACAAAGGCAAAAUGACCAAGAAAGAAGAGAAAUGUCUAAUCCAGUGACCAGCACCGUUUGGGAAAGACGCUGCUCGGGCCCAUAAUCUCUUGUGCAUCGUGGUUUCACUGAGUGACUGGAAGCGCUAUUAUAAAGACUAAACUGAAACCCGGCAAAGGGGAGGCCCGAGUCGCCGUCGCAAGUUCUAAUAUAAUAAUUUCAGUUUCAAAUGUUUGAUUUUUGGCUCAACUUCUGCAUAAAUGGAGACCGCAAAAGCAUUCUGGCACUGAGAGGGUUAAACGAAUGCCUUUUUUGCACCGCUGUCCUGGAGUCGGUAAUAACGCACUGAAGCUGAAUACACAGAGGCGGCCACCUGUUGUAUGGCCCAAGGACUUCUCAAAGCAACUUUUCUUCCAUUAGCAGUCGCCUAGUAAGCUACCACGGAUGGUCGGGGAGGACUUGCUAGAGCAACCGAAUAUUGUUUUAAUUGAGCUACACUGGAGACUGCGUCGUCUCCGUCAAUGUUCUCACCUAGUCCUGCCAUUUUCUAUUGCCAUGUACGCUACCUACAUUUUAAUUUGAAUGGUAUACACGCCAGGCUGUAUUGACAGGUUUUUAUUUUGAUCAGCUAUUUUACAUAAUAUUCUCCACAAAUGAAAUACUGUGUAUGUUCCGCCAGAGGAUUGACCCGUGUGUCAUAGAUUACCCACAAAGCCCUUCCAUAUUACAUUUGGCUUCAGAACCAGCUGCAGUUUACAUUUCUGUCAGAAGCUUAACCGUUUGUGGGAGAAAACCUAUUUAUUUUAUGCUUUUAACUACGACUGAAACUAUACAUUAUUCGCUUAUGACGCCGUUGCUAUUUAUUUCUGCGAAAAAGGAAAAUAAAUAUGAAUUUAAAAAAAAUAAAAAUAAAACUAUUCAUGUGUCAUGCCACAUUGUACCGGUAUGAUAUAUUAUACUGUGUCCUGUCAGAAUAUACAUCAUGUCACAUUGGUGCAACUGUUUAUUUAUUACUGUCUCAUGCAAUUUUCAAUAAAACCAGAAUAUUUCUUACCGUA